This is a messenger RNA of Aspergillus calidoustus, 1626 nucleotides long. Lineage: Eukaryota; Fungi; Ascomycota; Eurotiomycetes; Eurotiales; Aspergillaceae. The record is from the annotation of a GenBank genome assembly.
AUGACAUCGCAAUCAGAUUUCGACCCAUACGAGACAUUAGGUGUUGCAAAGGAUGCGACCUUGGCUGAUAUCAAAUCUUCACAUCGGAAACUUGCGCUAAAAUGCCAUCCCGACAAGAUCAAGGACGAAUCUCUCCGCAGUCAGGCCCAGGAUCAAUUCCAGAAAGUCCAGCAAGCUUAUGAACUCCUCUCCGACGAUAAGGCCAGGGAAAAGUAUGACAACAAGGUCAAAUUGGCGGAGCUAAAGCGCGAGAUGAUGGCGCGCGGCGCUUACUCAAAAUCGGCAACCCCCCGUGAAUACCGAGACGGACGCUACUACGAGGAGAGGGCCCCAGCCGACGCUCGAUCGUCCACCGAAGCCUUCUUUGAAGACGAGGGCCGGUAUACCGCAUCCCCACGGCCCACAUCGCGAAAGCACGACGAUUAUGGGGCGCGCCCGCGAUCCAGAGCUACAGAGGAGAAGAAGCGGUCGUCACGAGGUGUGCCGUCUAGUUCUACCCGUGCUGCAAGGGAAGCUCGCGAAAGCACUAGAGCCAGCCGAGCGGAUCAGGACCGGAUCCGAACCAAGGAACGGAGACGGCAAGCCUAUGAUAAAUUCUAUGCAGAUAACUCUGACUCCUACGACUCUGAUGAUUCUGUGGGGCCGGACAGGACCUACUACGUUCCUCUUAAGAUGCCCUCAUCAGCACGGCAUCGUGAUUCUAAGGCUAGACCAACCGAGUCAAGUCGCCGGUCUGAGGCUCGACGCCGCGAUUUAUCCGAAGAUGAGUUCUCUGACGAACGGGACCACAAACAUGACAAUCUCUAUUCUACCGCCCAAAGCUACAUUCGCCGCUCAAAGGAAACUGUCACUGAGGAUCGGCGACACCGGUCUUCCCGUUCCCCUCUUCGCUACGACUCGGAAGAACCAGAAGUCUCGUCCCGACACUCUCGCCCAAAACGCUCCAGCCGCGACACUGUCAGACCUUCCUCUUCUCGCCACGGCUCACGCGAACAUCUUGGCCCUCGCGUGCACGAGAAGGUACCGUCAAUGCCAACUCACGGCACGUACCCCGGCGCAAAAGCGCCUUCGUCUCCUCGGCCUUCGCACCCACCUUCAAGAUCUUCAACGAAUGUACGCUCCUCGUCGCGGUCUAACCGAGAAGGUUCUCGUCGACCAGAGACGGCUCAUAUCUACCCGGAUGCCCCGUCGCGCACGACAAAGCUCAGGGCCGAGAAACCCGAUUCGGGUUACGCAAGCUCAAGUACCCCUGAAGCUACUGAGGCUUCCCCCAAGUCUUCGCGCCACAAGCCGAUCAUACUUGACCCCAGUGUCCCACACAGCCCGCACAGCGCACACAGCGCCCAACCGCCACCCUUGAGACACUCGAAAACAUACUCGCCUCCUCGACAAGAGCGACGAACGCCUGUUCGGAGUUAUACUUACCAGCCUUCCACUCGCCAGCUCUUCCGAGAAGUUUCUAGCAAAGAUUCACAUCUCAAAGAAGAGCUGAGGCAUGCACGGGAAAUUCGGGAGGUCCGGGAACCAAAAGUGCCAGUGGAAUAUAUUCGUGCCCCUCACUCCGCUUCGUACCGUGACGACUACAGUCAGCACAUGAGAAGACGCGAAUCCGCUUCCGCUUUUUAG